GAAGACAAGACCAGAGAGGAAGAACAUGUGACCACAUCCUGACACAGUCAGUCGGUCGCUCGGAGUGGAGAAUGUUUCAGGUACACGAUGCAGGAAUCACAGAGUAACGACACCGACCGGAUUCCAGAACAUGGCCACACGUCAAUCGCCAGAUUCACAUGAAGACAUCGUCCUGACAGAACGAUGCACACACACACACACUCUCUGCAGGACAACGUGGACUCGUGGACAUUCUCCUCAUCCUCUCCCUCAGCACACAUCCAUCACCCCUCUCCCCUGUCCUCCAUGUCAGCGUUCAAACCCCACGAGGACCCUCAGCACCCCCAGAUGACAUCAAACCAUUUACCUGGACUCCAGGAAGCUUUCCCUCAAUUUUGCCAUCCCCAGAAAGCUUCCCCUCAUCUUCCUUCCCCACAAAUAAGCUCCCCCCUUCCUUGCCAUUCUCAGGACGGUUCCUACCAGUAUGUGUCUCAGUCAUACUCUCAGUGCCAGGGGUCUGGGCCGUACCUCCCAUAUCCCCACGUUUCCUCUCCUGACUUUGGGCCCCAGCCUCAGGUGACCUCACCUAAUUUAGUACCACCGUGCCAGAUAUCCCCCCUUCCACCACCCCAACAUGCCUUUCCAAGCCAACAUCCCAAUGAUGGUCUAGACCACUCGAGUUGGGACAGAUCUCAACCGUCUGGUUUCACUAACAGCUACAGUUACUCCUACCAGAUUCAGACAACAGCCCACCUAGACCUCAACCUUCAGAACCCAAAUGAGAACCAAAAAGACCUGGAGUUGGACAUCACACACAGACGGGCCUGUAACACUCACACACUCGUUGACAGUCGUCUCUAUGGUAAGGUGGACACAUGUGGUCCAGUUAAGGACACCUGGGAGCCUCUUGAACCAGCCCUGUCUAAGAUGCAGUGCUCGCCACUGGACUCCAUUUCUGGAGGAGCCAACGUGGGAAGAUGGAACUCGAUGGAGUUUAGCUCAUCAUCUGCUGAGGAUUUCUCCAACACACAGUUCUUUUCUGACAGUUACCAUGAUAAUGAUGACUCGCAGCCCUUUUGCAGCCCCAUCACCCCUGAUCCUCAUUACCCACCAACCCAGACCAUCUCAAGCCCAGGUCCUCAAAUGCAUCCUAGGAAAGAAAGACUGGGAGGUCCCUUACGUUCCAACACAGCUCAAACCUUAAGGUCCUGUCUAGACAAGUCAAACAGCUACUCUGUGAUGUCUGGUCCCAGUCUACACCAACCACAUGAAACCAGCAGCUGCCUCGUUGCUAUGAAAACCGAACCCCUGCAGGACCAGGUCUGCUUCUCAACACGGGAAAGAGGCCAGGAUGCCCAGGAUCCUGCACAGAGUCUGGGCCUCUCUGCCACGCUGAACUGGAAGGGGGAGCGUGGAGGACGAGGAAGAAAAGUGGGGGGAGGAGGAAAUGGCCAAGCAGGUUGGGCCUGGAUCAAAUCGUCUCAGCGUGAAAGCAGCACCGAGGGUCCAGUCUACAGGAUGCAGUGCACAGUGUGUAAGCGUGACUUCAGGAGUCUCCCGGCGCUGAAUGGUCAUAUGCGUUCACACAGCGGCAUCAGAGCAGCCUGUCUGAAGAAGGUUCAAAAAUUGCUUUAUUGUAUGUUACAUCGCCUCAGUAUACAGCAGGAUCCUGUCCACUGCAUUGUCCAUCUUCGUCUGCAGAACAAGGACUCCUCUCCAUCCGCCCGACCCUCUGCCUCCAUGGUUCUGCCCGUCUCUGUGCCCGUGCAGACCAGGGCAUCCAAGAUGUGUCAAAGCAGACAGAGGAGCUGCAGUCAGCCGGCUUCAAGCAACUCAGGCCCUGUGCUAUUCCAAAGCCUAAUGCGCCUGAAAGAAGAGAAAGAGGCCCUUAGUAUGGAAGAUGGUCAUUACACCCCCCCACCAAUGCUGUGUCCCCAGAGGCUUGGGCCAGGCCUGUACUGCUCCCUCACCAGGGUGCAGGGGAGGGAGUCAUCACUGAUGAGUUCAGAUAAACUCAAGGAACCUGUUGCCAUGACAAGAAUCAAUCGUCCGCGGAUAAAUGUAGGAAUGGACUUCCAGGCUCAGCUCCCAUGUCUAUGUGACCAGAAACAGGCCCGCAGCGACUCCCAUGAUGCACUGCUGCUGUGGACGCCAUGGGACAAGCUGGAGGCUCCUGCCAACCAGGAGCGAGUUGAGGCAUUUAUGACUAUGGCUCAGUCCAGCGUGAUGCCCAGGGGAGGGGUCAGCCCAGAGUACGCCCUGCACAUGCUGUCACAGAGCAGAGGAGACUUCUUGCUGACUGUAGAAAAGCUGCUGUCAACUCCCAGAGCUUCCAGCCAGCACACAGAUUGGAGUGCAGCCGAGAGGAGGCAACUGGUGAAAUCCCUGCAGCAGCACCAUAAAGACUUCAGCAGCAUCCAGAGAGACAUCCAGACCAAGUCGCUCCCUCAGUGUGUGGAGUUCUACUAUCUGUGGAAGAAGAAGCUGAGUCUGACGGUGAAGAUCCCAGUCGGCCUGACCAUCACUCUGCCCAGCACCGAACAAACAUCGGUUCGAGCUCAUCAGGACGUAAUGAGUCACUGAAUGCAUCAUGAAACGCAGGACUGCACUGGAGCUACACACUACACACACACACACACACACACACACACACACACACACACACACACACACACACACACACACACACACACACACACACACACACACAUCCAUUGAUUGUUAAUGCUCAUAUAUUUACUAUUGGACGCGCUUUUAUGAAACUACACUUUGACAACACUGAUCAUAAGAAACAUUGUGUAUGUUAGACCUUCACCUUUCUUAAACCUGCUAUAAAUAAGAGUCCAUAUGAUGUUUUCAAGUCUAGCUCCAUCUCUGAGGAGCUGGACUUGAAAGCUUUGUUACUGUAUGUUCAAACACCUGUUAAACCUCAGAUUUUAUUCUCACCUUGAAAAAAUACAGUGAUGCUUAGGUAAUGUAGAACACAGGACCUUAUACCAGCUCUACAGUUAUGACAGUUACUAUUACCAGCAAACACUUUACACAGUUCACUUUCCUCUGUCUAAAUCUGUUUACUAGUUUGUGUAACUGUUAAUCUACUGUAUAAAUAAAAACACAACGCUCCCA
Betta splendens (Siamese fighting fish) is the source of this 3105-nucleotide messenger RNA. RefSeq names its product transcriptional-regulating factor 1. Gene Ontology annotation, molecular function: transcription corepressor activity. Gene Ontology annotation, biological process: regulation of transcription by RNA polymerase II; negative regulation of DNA-templated transcription. The transcript is spliced from 15 exons. NCBI's taxonomy places the organism in Eukaryota, Metazoa, Chordata, Actinopteri, Anabantiformes, Osphronemidae. The coding region runs from base 184 to 2562 and encodes 792 amino acids. The record is from RefSeq and is a predicted model, not a curated record. Gene Ontology annotation, cellular component: transcription regulator complex; histone deacetylase complex.